Molecule: messenger RNA, 1467 nt
Organism: Scheffersomyces amazonensis
Lineage: Eukaryota; Fungi; Ascomycota; Pichiomycetes; Serinales; Debaryomycetaceae
Exons: 1
Coding region: 1-1419 (472 amino acids)
Source: RefSeq, a predicted model, not a curated record
AUGGGUGAAUAUUUCAAAGGUAUUCUUAAGAAAUUGUGGGGUUCUGAUUCUGAUAGAGAAACUACCAAAAGUCAUGUUAGUGUGAAGUCAUCUCGUGAAGAAAGUUUUAAACGACGUAUCGUUAUUACGUUGAUAUCCUUUUUAGUAUUAAGUAAAAUAACUAUUUUCAAUUAUUGGCUUAGUAGUUCAUUUACAUUGAAAUUUCCACAAGUUGAUAUAGUUAAUUUGUUAAGAGGAUCUGAACAACUUCCUACGAAGAAUUUUAGUUCAUACACAAAUACUACAUAUGAGUUUUCUAAUACCUUUUUGAUUGAACUUCUCAAAGAUGUUUACCUUAGGAAUGAAGAGGAAUAUUUAGGAUCAGUAAUUCAUACUUCAAUUAUUGUGGUUCCAAGUCUUGAAAUAACUCCCAGUCAAAUUUCAUUAGUAUUACGUGAAGGUUUUUGUAACUUUUGGACUUCUUCUAAAUUCUUUUCAAACUUGAUAGUAACCAGUAAAGUAACUAAUGAUUUUAGAGAUAAAGUUGGUUUUAUUAGAACAAUAUUACCUAUAUCCAAUAAGAGUACUGAUGAAAUUCAAUUUUUUGUUAGAAAGUUCCUUUUCACUUUAUUUUACUAUACAGAUAUUCCUGAAUCAAAAUACAGUAUCGAUUCUUUCCUGAACUUAGUUUAUCUCCUUAAAUUAGGAAAUUUCGGCAUUUUUGUAAGUUCAAUAUUUUAUCUUCUAUUAUUGGUUCCAUUAUUCUUUAUUGAAAAUAAGUAUAUUCUUCCGUUAUCAGCAUUUGCGGUUUCAUUUUGUACAGUUGGGUUCAUAUUUACAUUGUUUAACUUUAUUGUUCAUAUUUGUAUUCAAUUUAACCACGUCAAUCUUACAUCAUGGAUUUCCUUCGGCCUUUAUUUACUAGAAGCAUUUGCCUUUCUAUUAUUGGCACUUGUGACCUGGAAUGAGUUUAUGAGUCUUCAAAACCUUAAUUCUGAAUCUCUAUUAGAUACCAUUAAAGAAGUGGACGGUUCAGCUGGUCUGACUUUUUCCAGUGUAUAUUCAAACCCUCCUCCUCCUUCUUUGCUUCCUACUCCAUCUCAAAGAAAGAUAUCUGUGAAUUCGGUUAAUAAUUCAAUUAAUUUAAAGGAAUCACUGGCUAAAUAUCUGAUCAAUAAAUCUCCUUCAGUUUCACCAGAUGCACCUACAACUAUCGUGAAUACUCUUCCAAAUGAGAGCAUGGCUCAACUACUUCUUUCUGGUGGUCAAAUAAGUCAAAUGAGUGCUGUGGGAUCUUGUGAUGUACUAGAAACAAAUAAUCAAGAAUCUUCAACUGAUUCUGGUGUUGCUGUAUUAUCGUUUCCAACCACUGAAUUACAAGGAUUUUCGAGAUCUAGAGAAGGGAGCUUCCUUUUCCAAGCAUCCAAUCUUAAUUCGUAGUAUUUCUAUUUACAUUUAUUUACAUUUAUUUACAUUUAUUUACAUUUA